AUGCAGCCUCCUCAAAAUUUGAAGGAAACUCAGAAGCUGGUUGGCAGAAUAACAGCACUGUCAAGAUUCAUUUCCAGGUCUACAGACCGGGCUGCUCCUUUCUUUAAAGUGCUCAGGAAGGCUUCCAAAUUCCAGUGGGAUGAAGAGUGUACCCGAGCUUUUGAGGAGUUGAAGAAGUACUUGGAGGCUUUGCCAUCUUUAUUUAAGCCAGUUGUUGGGGUACCCUUAUGGGUCUACUUAUCUGCCACCCCUGAGGCCGUAAGGGCUGUGCUUGUUAAGGAACAUGACAAUGUACAACGACCAGUGUAUUUCUUCAGUCAUCUAUUGAAAGGAGCCGAGACUCGAUACACGACCCUCGAGAAGUUGGUUUAUGGAUUGCACUAUGGGGAGAGAACUCUAACUAAUGUAGAAGUACCAGGGCGGCUUAUCAAAUGGGCGACUGAGCUGGGGGAAUAUGAUAUACAAUAUCAGCCGCGCACAACCAUUAAGGCGCAGGCCUUAGCAGAUUUCUUAACAGAAAUUCAUCAGACCAACUCUGAAGAAACCUGGAAGGUCUAUGUGGACGGGUCGGCUAAUCACCAAGGAAGCGGGGUCGGGAUCUUAUUAAUAUCUCCUCAAGGAGAUAUACUCCAAUUGGCGGUUCGAUUGAAUUUUCGAGCCACCAACAAUGAGGCAGAAUACGAGGCUUUGUUGGCAGGACUGCAAGCAGCCCGGCACGUAGGGGCAACCCGGAUAAUCGUUUAUUCAGAUUCCCAGCUAGUAACUCAGCAAGUGACUGACAACUUUAUGAUAAAUUGUGAUAAACUACAAGUAUAUCGGGAAGCUUAUGAGAAGAUGAAAGGGGAAUUUGCAGAGGUCACAGUAACCAAAAUCCCCAGGUCGGAAAAUGAGAAGGCAGAUGAGCUAGCAAAGAUGGGUAUCUUACCAACCGGCCCAGAAGAAUCACAGCUGGUCAGGAAGCAAGCCUAUGCUUAUGUCAUGAUCGGGGAUCAGCUCUACAAGAGGUCCUUCUCUAGACCCUUACUCAAAUGCUUGGGCAUGGAGGAAGCCGACCAGGCCUUGUGA
Zingiber officinale is the source of this 1065-nucleotide messenger RNA. RefSeq lists its product as uncharacterized. Bases 1 to 1065 code for a protein of 354 amino acids. The record is from RefSeq and is a predicted model, not a curated record. Gene Ontology annotation, molecular function: RNA-DNA hybrid ribonuclease activity; nucleic acid binding. Lineage: Eukaryota; Viridiplantae; Streptophyta; Magnoliopsida; Zingiberales; Zingiberaceae. The transcript is spliced from 3 exons.